CAAACCCCCAUAUUCACAAUGUUCGGUCUCGCAAGUAGACGGUCAGCACUUGCUGGCUCAAAAUGCCUGACUCCCUCAUUGCCGGCGCGAGCCAUGGUCGCAACACAGCCUGCCUGCGCCAACAUCCAGGAGUUUCAUUCCACGUCUGCACAGGCUGCAUCCCGGCCGACUUGGAUGCCGAUGCGUGUUAAGACGCCUUGGAUUGAUGCGUUGACUCAGAGUCGCGAGGCUGCUAAGGCUGGUUCGCAGGAGAAUGCGGCUAAAGUUAUUAAGCCUGAUUUGACGCCGAAGAAGAUGUCUGAUAGUGCUUACAGUGCUGUUUUGCCAUUGGCUCAAGACAAGUGGCUUCUGGAUUCCUACCUCAACUCCUCAGGGCAUAUCAGAUUGGGAUCACUGCUGAUGGAUCUUGAUGCCCUGGCAGGCAUUAUUGCCUACCAACAUACCGGCGAUGGAGUGUCAACCGUCACAGCUGCCGUAGACCGAAUCACAAUCGAGCACCCACUGAUGGAGAUCUGCGAUCUCGAGCUCAGUGGCCAAUGCACAUACGCAACAGGUCGCUCAAGUAUGGAGAUCUCGUGCCAGGUCAACAAGGUCCGUUCUGAUGGGCAGCCGGCCCAGCCCGAUGACGUCCUCAUCACUUGUGCUUUCACAAUGGUCUCCUUAGACCCGGCCACCAAGACUCCCGUCCCUGUGGCACCUCUCGUCGUCGAAACCGAAGAGGAAAAGCGCCUCUUUAAGAAAGGCGAAGCAAACUACCAAGCCAAGAGAGCUCUCCGCAAGCGCAGUCUCCUCGAGAGAGCCCCAGACGACGAAGAGAGUGAUCUAAUCCAUUCAAUGUGGACAAAGGAAAUGUCCUACCUAAGCCCCAAUUACCACCCAAAACUAACAAAAACCCCCAGACACCCAAACCCCUCAACCCGCCCAGAAAACCAAGUUUUCAUGAGCGACACCGUCCUAAAAUCCGCCAUGAUAAUGCAACCCCAAGACCGCAACCGCCACAACUUCAUGAUCUUCGGCGGUUUCCUGCUAAAACAAUCUUUCGAACUAGCCUUCUGCUGCGCAGCCUCAUUCUCGCACGCGCGGCCCAACUUCCUCGCUCUGGAUCCAAGCACAUUUGAAAAUCCAGUGCCCGUCGGUAGCGUGCUGUACCUGCGUGCUACAGUUGCGUACACGGAGCCCGAAGAGCGCGAGGGCGAUAGCACCAAGUACACGAAGGUGCAGGUGCGUGUUGAUUCCAAGGUCAGAGAUGUUGAGCAUGGGUCUAAAAAGUCUACUGGCAUGUUUAAUUAUACUUUCCUUGUUGAGAAGGAUGUGCAUGUUAUGCCUAAGAGUUAUGGUGAGUUUAUGCUUUGGACUGACGCACGGAGGAGGGCUAGGAAUGCCGCUGCUAUCGAUCCGGCGCAUAAGACGAGUGCUUUGAGGGGUAUUAAGGAUAGUGUUACUGAGUAG
Penicillium canescens is the source of this 1449-nucleotide messenger RNA. Its product is annotated as putative acyl-CoA thioester hydrolase. NCBI's taxonomy places the organism in Eukaryota, Fungi, Ascomycota, Eurotiomycetes, Eurotiales, Aspergillaceae. Gene Ontology annotation, biological process: acyl-CoA metabolic process. Gene Ontology annotation, molecular function: fatty acyl-CoA hydrolase activity. The record is from RefSeq and is a predicted model, not a curated record. The transcript is spliced from 5 exons. Bases 19 to 1449 code for a protein of 476 amino acids. Gene Ontology annotation, cellular component: mitochondrion.